Solea solea (common sole) is the source of this 1572-nucleotide messenger RNA. Its product is annotated as leukocyte elastase inhibitor-like. The transcript is spliced from 10 exons. Gene Ontology annotation, molecular function: serine-type endopeptidase inhibitor activity. The record is from RefSeq and is a predicted model, not a curated record. Gene Ontology annotation, biological process: negative regulation of endopeptidase activity. The coding region runs from base 102 to 1334 and encodes 410 amino acids. NCBI's taxonomy places the organism in Eukaryota, Metazoa, Chordata, Actinopteri, Pleuronectiformes, Soleidae.
GGUGUGUCGGUAGCACAGUACAUAAGGACACUGACACAGGAAACAGAGAAGUCACUCCUGAACUGCAGCUGCACUGGAGGAAAAAAACAUCUGAUUCCACAAUGGCACCAUCAGGCACUCUGUCCAAGGCCAACACCAACUUCUGUCUGGAUCUGCUCAAACAGCUGAGUGAUAACAAAAAGACGGCAAAUGUCUUCUUCUCGCCUUUCAGCAUCUCCUCAGCUCUGGCUAUGGUGAUGCUGGGAGCCAGAUGCAACACAGCCACACAGAUGUCAGAGGUCCUCAGAUUCCUUGAGGCACAGCAGCCGCUGCGUGAAGGAGUACAGGUGCUACAGCAGCUGCAGCAGCAGCAGAGAACAAAACCCCAGUGCUGUGAGGACGAUGUCCACGCUGACUACAACCAACUACUGACAGAGCUCAACAAGCCAGAUGCUCAGUACAUCCUCAGUGUUGCCAACAAGCUGUAUGGUGAGCAGACCUAUGAGUUUGUUGAGGAUUUCUUAGAAAAGACCAAGAAGCACUACAAGGCGGAGCUGAAGGCUGUGGACUUCAAAAACAACCAUGAGGCAGCAAGGCUCGCCAUCAACACCUGGGUGGAGAGUCAGACACAAGGUAAAAUAAAGGAUUUGCUGGCUAAAGACAUGGUGGACACGAUGUCCAAGCUGGUGCUGGUCAAUGCCAUCUACUUCAAAGGCAAAUGGCUCGAGCAGUUUAAGGAGAGUGAAACAACAGAUGCUCAGUUCAGGAUCAACAAGAAUGAAACUAAGCCAGUGAAGAUGAUGCACAUGCACAAGUCGUUUUCAAUGUACAUUGUUGAUGAAUUCAACCUCCAGAUCCUGGAGUUGCCUUACAAAGGGUCGGAGCUCAGCAUGCUCAUCUUUCUGCCCAUGAGUAUAGAGGACAAUUCAACUGGUCUGGAGAAGCUGGAGAAGCUUCUAACAUAUGACAAAUUUAUGGAGUGGACUUCCCCUGACGCAACGUCUCUGUAUGAUGUCGACUUGAGUCUGCCUCGGUUCAAGAUGGAGGAGAAGUAUGACAUGAAGGAUGUCCUGGUCAGCAUGGGCAUGGUGGAUGCCUUUGAUAUGGAUAUGAGUGACUUCUCAGGCAUGUCUCAUACCAACGAGCUGGUCUUGUCAAAAGUUGUCCACAAGGCUUUUGUGGACGUCAACGAGGAGGGAACGGAGGCUGCUGCAGCCACUGCUGCCAUCAUGAUGCUGGGUUGUGUCUUCAAACCUAGAGUCACUUUCAACGCAGACCAUCCCUUCCUCUUCUUCAUCCGCCACAACGUCACCAUGAGCAUUCUGUUUGCUGGCCGCUUCUGCUCCCCUAACUGAGCACUACAUUGUUUAAUCAGAGUUUAACCUCAUCACGAGUUAUUGCUCUUGAUGACGAAUAUUUCUGUACUCCAGGUUCUUGUCUGCAUUACUUCAUUUAUUGCUUCUUAUACUCAUCCAAGAGAAUAUUGUGAUCAAAUCACAUUAAAAGAUGAGUCCUUGCUGUUAAUGUAAAGUGGGGGUAUGUGCAUUUGAAACUCCAUGCAUUACAAUAAAAGUACCAGUAAUGUCGACUAAA